UUAUGUUAAUAGAACUGUUUCUUGAAUAGUCUGCAUAAAAUACAUUUCUAAGAACGCUAGUACAGUAGGUUACUCUAGAUCUAUUUGAUCCUCCCAACUUAAAAGGGUAGUAUAAUCUUCAGGGCGGUAUUCAAAGACAGUGUUAGAAACACUCUGGUCAGAAAACACAUAGGUUUAGAUGCCUCAGCACCCAUGAGUAUUUGCUGAAGCUUAAGUCUUCCUAUAAGCUAACUAUUGGGAUUUGAUGAUUUUAAAUAUGGGCGACACUAGAGUUAGUGAUAAUGUCUUAAUUUUAGUGCAAAAUACGAAGAAUGUUUCAACUUGCUCCUCUUGGGAUGAACCACACAGACAUAACUAAUGUUAAUGGGAGCUAAUGGAAGUCAUCAUGUUCUGAAAAGCCAUUAAAUAUGCAUCAUUCUAAUGUUCAGGUUACUGUUGUUGAAAUCCUAUUACUUUAAGAAAGGGUUUGGCCUUGUAACUCUUUCUCCUGAACUGAGUGACCCAGAAUCAGUUGUCCUUUGAGUUUUUCUUUCGUGGUAUAGUCUGUGCUCAGAGGGUCAUAUCCUGUAUAUUUUGGUAGGAGAGAACAGAGUUGGAUGUGAUUUCCUAAUACUUUUUGUUUUACUGCUAAAUAGCAGAUAGCCCUUCAGAUCAUUUCCUGUUUUCUUUUUUUGUACCCUCCCCUCACCCUUAAGCUCAGGCUCCUAGGUAUCUAAUUGCCUAUUUAAAUUCCUUUUUACCAAAGCCUAAGUGUGUAAAUGGUCUGAAGGCUAGGCAAAGGGAAGAAUCGGGUAGAAUGAAAGAGUAGGCCAGUUCUCAUUUAUCUCUUGAGUUUUGUAAACUGAGGAUGUGAAUUUAAUACUUUGCUUAUUUUUAAAUAUAUUUGACUACUGUGAAAAACUAGUAUGAGGCAUUAGAAUCUGGAAUAUCAGCUUCUUCCUUUGGGACCUGGAGAUAAUACUUGAAGGCCUAAUGCUCUCUCUACGUCCCUUUCAGCAUUAAGGUAGAUGCUGUUUCUUGGCUAAGUUGACGUACAUAUGCUUUGUAGCAUAAUUCAUGCUGCCUUUUGUGAUACUCUUGGGUAGUUAAAAUAAUAGGACCCAGGUGAGAGCGCUUCUAGGUGGAGCCACUGUAGAACUGGAUUUUAGAUGCGGCCAGGGUUUAUGCUCAGCUGGUGUACCCUUGUGUGCUCCUACUGGUGAUUUACAGCCAGUGUUCCUUCAUUUUGGGCGUGCAUCCAUUCCGAUCUGGGUGGUGUCUAUGCUUUAGCUGUAAUCAAAUAUUUUGAAUAUUAUCGUUGUAUGCAGAAAUGAGAAAGACACCUCCUGAAAUUUACUGUAAUACAUUUAUAGUGCAUUGAUUUAUUUGACAUAUAGGAAUCAUCAUGUUGAUCUUGGAAUUCUAAGUUCCCUGGCUGUAGGAAAUGGAAAUUUUUUGUAGUGUGUCACCAUUGCUAGCUUAUCUGGUGUUGCGGAUUUUCCCUGUUGCAGGACUGGGUGAAAGCUUUUUCUGCAGCAGUCAUGUUGAAAACCUUGUGUUGACUUUCCUCGUGUUCUGAAAUGGGAACAUAAAAGUUUACUCCGCCACUUCGUCUUAAAAUAGCAAAACAUUGCUGUUUUCUGCAGAUCUAGGACCUUGUUACAGAACUCUGCCAAAAAAAAAAAAAAAAUGUUUACAGAAGAAUGUGCUGUGAUUAGAGAAGAAUAUGCUGGUGUGUAGAUUUCAAACUCUCUGGACAAUAUGAAUAACACUGUCUUUGUUUCUACAGUGGGAGCCAAGAAGAAAGGUUUGCUCCCGGGUGGAACAGGGAUUAUCCUCCUCCUCCCCUUAAGAGUCAUGCUCAAGAGAGACACUCUGGCAACUUUCCUGGCAGAGAUUCACUUCCCUUUGAUUUCCAGGGGCAUUCGGGGCCUCCCUUUGCAAAUGUAGAGGAGCAUUCUUUCAGCUAUGGAGCUAGAGACGGACUGCGUGGUGACUAUCGAGGAGGGGAGGGACCUGGACAUGAUUUCAGGGGGGGAGAUUUUUCAUCUUCUGAUUUCCAGAGCAGAGAUUCAUCACAGUUGGACUUCAGGGGUAGGGACAUACAUUCUGGGGAUUUUCGGGAUAGAGAAGGACCACCAAUGGACUAUCGGGGUGGAGAUGGGACUUCUAUGGAUUAUAGAGGUAGGGAGACAUCUCACAUGAACUACAGAGACAGGGAUGCUCACACUGUUGAUUUCAGAGGUAGGGAUGCUCCUUCAUCUGACUUCAGGGGCCGGGGCACUUACGAUUUAGAUUUUAGAGGCCGGGAUGGAUCCCACACAGACUUUAGGGGACGAGAUUUAUCAGAUUUGGAUUUCAGGGCCAGAGAUCAGUCCCGUUCUGACUUUAGGAAUAGAGAUGUGUCUGAUUUGGACUUCAGGGACAAAGAUGGAACACAGGUGGACUUCAGAGGUCGAGGUUCAGGUACUAGUGAUCUAGACUUUAGGGACAGGGAUACGCCACAUUCAGAUUUCAGAGGUAGACACCGGUCCAGGACUGAUCAGGAUUUUAGGAGCAGAGAGGUGGGACCUUGUAUGGAGUUCAAAGAUAGGGAGAUGCCCUCUGUGGAUCCAAAUAUUUUGGAUUACAUACAACCCUCUACACAAGAUAGAGAACAUUCUGGUAUGAACAUGAACAAGAGAGAAGAAUCCACACAUGACCAUACAACAGAAAGGCCUGCUUUUGGCAUUCAGAAGGGAGAAUUUGAACAUUCAGAAACAAGAGAAGGAGAAAAACAAGAUGCAGCCUUUGAACAUGAGUCCACAUCGGACUUUCAAAACAGCCAGAGUCCACUUCAAGACCAAGACAAGUCACAACUUUCUGGAGGUGAACAACAGAGUUCAGAUGCUGGUGUGUUUAAAGAAGAAGGUGGUCUGGACUUUCUUGGCCGGGAAGACACUGAUUACAGAAGCAUGGAGUACCGAGAUGUGGAUCACAGGCUGCCGGGAAGCCAGAUAUUCGGCUAUGGUCAGAGCAAGUCUUUUCCAGAGGGCAAAACCUCCCGAGAUGCCCAGCGGGACCUUCAGGAUCAAGAUUAUAGGACUGGCCCAAAUGAGGAAAAACCAAGCAAGCUUAUUCGAUUAAGUGGGGUGCCUGAAAAUGCCACAAAAGAAGAGAUUCUUAAUGCCUUUCGGACUCCUGAUGGCGUGCCUGUAAAGGACUUGGAGUUGAAGGAGUAUAACACAGGUUACGACUAUGGCUAUGUCUGCGUGGAGUUUUCACUCUUGGAAGAUGCCAUCGGAUGCAUGGAGGCCAACCAGGGGACUCUAAUGAUCCAUGACAAAGAGGUCACCCUUGAGUAUAUACCAGGCCCAGAUUUUUCGUACUGCAAACGGUGUAAGGCCAGCGUAGCUGGACACCGAUCUUCAUGUUCAGUCUGCAAGUGCCCAAAGGAAGUGACAGAAGCCAAGCAAGAAUUAAUAACCUAUCCUCAGCCUCAGAAAACAUCCAUACCAGCACCAUCAGAAAAACAACCCAGCCAGUCCCCAAGGUCAGCUGAUAAGGAACCUGAACCCAAGAAGAGAGAAGAAGGACAAGAACCACGCUUGGGACAUCAAAAGAGAGAAGGAGAAAGGUAUCUGCCUCCUCGAAGGGAAGGGCUCACCUUCCGAAGAGACCGAGAGAAGGAACCAUGGUCUGGGGAGACACGCCAGGAUGGGGAGAGCAAAACAAUUAUGCUAAAGCGCAUCUAUCGUUCCACUCCACCUGAGGUCAUAGUGGAAGUGCUGGAACCCUACGUCCGCCUUACUACUGCCAAUGUCCGUAUCAUCAAGAACAGAACCGGCCCCAUGGGCCACACUUAUGGCUUUAUUGACCUCGACUCCCAUGCGGAAGCUCUUCGUGUAGUGAAGAUCUUGCAGAACCUUGAUCCACCAUUUAGUAUUGAUGGGAAGAUGGUAGCUGUAAACUUGGCCACCGGAAAACGAAGAAAUGAUUCUGGGGACCAUUCUGACCACAUGCACUACUAUCAGGGUAAAAAGUAUUUCCGAGACAGGAGAGGAGGAGGCAGAAAUUCAGACUGGGCUCCAGAUACAAAUCGACAAGGACAACAGUCAUCAUCUGACUGCUACAUAUAUGAUUCUGCUACUGGCUACUAUUAUGACCCUUUGGCAGGAACUUACUAUGACCCAAACACCCAGCAAGAAGUCUAUGUGCCCCAGGACCCUGGAUCACCUGAAGAAGAAGAGAUCAAGGAAAAGAAGUCCACCAGUCAAGGAAAGUCAAGUAGUAAGAAGGAAGCAUCGAAAAGAGAUGGCAAGGAGAAAAAAGACCGAGGAGUGACAAGGUUUCAGGAAAAUGCCACUGAGGGGACAGCCCCCCCAGAGGAUGUCUUUAAGAAGCCCCUGCCUCCCACUGUGAAGAAGGAAGAAAGUCCUCCACCACCUAAGGUGGUAAACCCACUCAUCGGCCUCCUGGGUGAAUAUGGAGGAGACAGUGACUAUGAGGAAGAAGAAGAGGAGGAGCAGCCGCCUCCUCCACAGCCCCGCACAGCCCAGCCCCCACAGAGGGAGGAGCUGACCAAGAAGGAGAAUGAAGAAGAUAAACUCACUGACUGGAAUAAACUGGCUUGUCUGCUCUGCAGAAGGCAAUUUCCCAACAAAGAAGUUCUGAUCAAACACCAGCAGCUCUCAGACCUGCAUAAGCAAAACCUGGAAAUCCAUCGGAAGAUAAAACAAUCUGAGCAGGAGCUAGCCUAUCUGGAAAGGAGAGAACAGGAGGGAAGGUUUAAAGAAAGAGGAAGUGAUCGCAGGGAAAAGGUCCAAUCUUUUGACUCUCCAGAAAGGAAACGAAUUAAAUACUCCAGGGAAACUGACAGUGAUCGCAAACCUGUUGGUAAAGAAGGAAUCGACAGUAGCAACAAAGGAGGCUGUGUCCAGCAGACCGCUGGCUGGAGGAAGGGGGCGGGCCUCGGGUAUGGCCAUCCUGGAUUGGCUUCAGCAGAGGAGACUGAAGGCCGGAUAAGGGGGCCCAGUGUGGGGGCUCCAGGAAGAACCAGCAAGAGACAGUCCAACGAGACUUACCGAGAUGCUGUGCGAAGAGUCAUGUUUGCUCGGUAUAAAGAACUAGAUUAAAGAAUGGAGACAAGUCCCUACAGAACACAAUCUCCUUCUUGUUUUGUUUGUCCGUCUCUCCUUUUGUUUUGUUACUGUUCUUGCUGCUAGAACUUUUUUAAAUAAACUUUUUUUCAAUGUGA
Enhydra lutris kenyoni (northern sea otter) is the source of this 5215-nucleotide messenger RNA. RefSeq names its product RNA binding motif protein 6. Bases 2121 to 5093 code for a protein of 990 amino acids. Gene Ontology annotation, biological process: mRNA splicing, via spliceosome. Gene Ontology annotation, cellular component: nucleus. Lineage: Eukaryota; Metazoa; Chordata; Mammalia; Carnivora; Mustelidae. The record is from RefSeq and is a predicted model, not a curated record. Gene Ontology annotation, molecular function: RNA binding. The transcript has 19 exons.